GUUUUAGUUUUGUUAUUAAAAAAUAUAAAUUAUAAAAAUUGUAAAAUCAAAAAUGAGUGCUCCAUUUUACAGUUACGACCCAUGUGUGUGUACGGGGAUGCCAUGCGGGGCCUGCUAUCCGUAUUCGACGAAGCCGUGCAUAGCUUCGGGGAACGAUUUAAGGCCAUGCUCGGUGUGUCCGGGCGGCGGCUGUUCCCCAUGUCCUGCGCCCGUCAGGCCUUGUCCAGCGCCCUGUCCGGCACCGCCAAUCCUGCCUUGCUUGCCUCCAUGCCCGCCAUGUGAUAAGCCUGGAAAUCCCGUACCACCACCGGAUAGGAUCUGCGACUCUGUGGCGAUUCCAUGCUGCAGGCCCAACCGCUGCAAGCCUUGCCCAUGCUACUGCUGCACGGAACCUGGGGUGUGCUCUGCCAAGCGCUGCAGCUACCCUGGAGUAGCCGUGUGUGGAGGUUGUUGUGGCCUAUGCAUGCCUGUUUGGUGA
Molecule: messenger RNA, 478 nt
Organism: Bicyclus anynana (squinting bush brown)
Lineage: Eukaryota; Metazoa; Arthropoda; Insecta; Lepidoptera; Nymphalidae
Product: small proline-rich protein 2H-like
Exons: 2
Coding region: 53-478 (141 amino acids)
Source: RefSeq, a predicted model, not a curated record